This is a messenger RNA of Clonostachys solani, 1737 nucleotides long. The record is from the annotation of a GenBank genome assembly. NCBI's taxonomy places the organism in Eukaryota, Fungi, Ascomycota, Sordariomycetes, Hypocreales, Bionectriaceae.
AUGUCUUCCCCCCUGCCUCUCCUGCCCUCCCCCUCCCCUGCCCCUGCCAACGACAUCAUCUCCACCAUACCAGGAGAGAUCGUUGGCAUCAUCCUCGACCAUCUGCCCGAGUUGAAAGACUUGGCGAAGUUAAACGCCGUCAGUAGAAGAUGGCGUAGGUAUACUACGCCAAGGCUCUACCGGACCGUCUCGGUCCAAGUCCUCGGUCCCAGUGAUUGGGACCAACUACAACUUCUCCUGCGGCCACACAUACACAACCACGGGUUCCAUUCCCUUGGGGUUCGGUAUCGCCAUACGUGGCAAUCUGCCGUUCGCGUCUCUGGUGGCACCUCCCACUUGCGGAGGCUUUUCGUUACCGGGAUCCCCAAGUUGGAGGAUCCCGGGCGUAUCAGGUCGGCCACAAGAUGGCUUGAGGCAGCUUUCAACAACAUGCAUUCCCUAGAGGGUUUGCAUUCUGACCUGCUUACUGACCGAAUGGUUGGGCGAAUCCUCCACCACAACGUCUUAAAGGAGGUGGGUUUCUGGAACGAUGAGAAACCCGAGAGUCUGGAGGCCUUGAGACGCCUGAGAGGCCUGACAUAUCUGAGCCUCGGCGGUGAUAUGGCAUGUGGGAAUACCACCAUCCCGACCCUCCUCCUUAAGUCGGCCAAGACUCUUAAGCGUCUGCAACUGCAGCCAUUCUUCGAGGGUCCAUGGGAGUACACCUGGAGGAGAAUGGUUCGUGAACUUUCCUCUCGCGAAGACCAACUCCCUCUCCUCUCAUCGCUGAAGGAGCUCACACUGAGCUCCGUUGAGUUUCAUCCAAACAUGGUGAGGGUCCUUCCAAGGAUGAUUGACUUCGCCAACCUGGACGAACUGAGCAUCAAGCACCUGAAUGGUUCCCAGCGCCCCUUCAUCGACGUUGUUGUCAGAAGCCUGAGUUCACCAAUCCAAACAAGUCUAGGUGUCCAGCUGAGAAGCUUGUGUCUUGGAUGGAUUGGGUUUGCGAUGACUACCGACGGCCCUAGUGUGAUGUCUACUACCGACAUGUCACGCCUCAUCGCAUCCUUUGACAGUCUCACCAGACUAGAGAUCCAGAACUACAACCAGUUUGCCAAUCCUCCAGGCUACAAUAUGCUCAAGUUCUAUCCUAGACUGAUAGAAGCUGUCAUCCAGCAUAAGAAUCUCAAGGUGUUGAAGUUCACCCACUCUAACUGGGAGCCCAGCCUCAGAGAGAUAGCUCGGGCUGUCAAGUUCCCAAAGCUUUCAGACAGCGAAGUCACAAUCCUCGUCGAGAACCUACAGAGUCUGGAGGAGUUCCACUUUGCGCCCGACGUGAAGAGAGCCUGGAGAGUCGGAGCCGCCCUAGCAGCCGCACCCAACCUGCAGUACGUAGGAUGUGAUGGAUUCGAGCUCUGGAUGAAGUGGGAGCCCGAGUGGAGUCCACGGACCGACCCUUAUAUCUUGCUCGGCCUUGCCCACGCUGUUUUCAAGAAACACGAGAAAGCCAGCAACAACGGAGACCAAGUCGCGUUCACGUGGGAAGAGCACACCAAGAUCUGCAGCAUGUCCAUCGACGGCAUUCGCAUCCACAUAGCUUCCUCCCCCAGGAGAGAUUUCUUGCCGGUGCCUUGGGAGAUCAUCCGCCGUGGAAAGGCGUACCAAGUCCAGUACCUGAAGAAAGCCCCUGCCAUCAGGCCCAAGUCGGAGCCCAUCUUUAGCCAGGAUUUGAGUGGUUUACAAAUCCAAGAUUGCUAG